Molecule: messenger RNA, 405 nt
Organism: Papaver somniferum (opium poppy)
Lineage: Eukaryota; Viridiplantae; Streptophyta; Magnoliopsida; Ranunculales; Papaveraceae
Product: glutamic acid-rich protein-like
Exons: 2
Coding region: 1-405 (134 amino acids)
Source: RefSeq, a predicted model, not a curated record
AUGCCUCUUAAUGACUGGAGAGUCACUUAUGAUGAGCUCAUGAAGAGAAAAACCGAGGAUGAUAGGUUGGAUGAUCAUCAACGAAGAAGGGACCGAGUCCGGUGUAGAGUGCUAGCAGCUGAGGAGAAACUUCAAUCUCGAGCCGAUGGUUUACCCUCUGACUCUGAUGCUUCGAAAGAUGAACCCGUGGAGAUCGAGAGACUGGUCAAAUCUAACCUUGAAGCUGAGCGUAAAGAAGAAGAGUACCAGGACUCAUUAUACAGCGAUCCUGAUAUUCAUCCAGACUUCGUCAAUGGCCCUGAUAGUGAUUCCGACGAAGAGCUCGAAGAGGAUUCCGCAAAAGACGAUGAUGAUGAAUAUGAUAAUUCUGACAGAUCUGAUGGCCCCGAUGAAUCUGAUGAGUAG